Molecule: messenger RNA, 1312 nt
Organism: Linum trigynum
Lineage: Eukaryota; Viridiplantae; Streptophyta; Magnoliopsida; Malpighiales; Linaceae
Source: the annotation of a GenBank genome assembly
CUCCAGCUUUUCUUUCACUCCCAUUUACCACCCAAAGAUUCCUUGAAGUUACCCCGCGAGGACGGAGGGGGAUCUGAAGACUGAAUCCCUUCUCUUCUCGUGCUUCUCGAUCCUCAUCAAUGGCAGAAUAAACCCAACUUACCGAUCCAUCCCCUCCGCAACCCAACUCAGCCAAAUCAAAAAAACUUCCAAAUCCAAAUCCAAAUCAUUCAAUGGAGAAACGCGUGGAGAAUCUGUUGAACAAAGUCUCGUACGCCAGCAUAACCAUCGCGACGAUCACUCUCCUCAUCACCUACCUUCAAAUCCCGGAAACCUGCAUCCCUCCCGACACCCCAAUCACAAAGCCCCACCAGAAAUUCCCUUCCUCCACCUGCGAUUCCUCCCUCCGCCGCCCUUACCUCUCCCCGGCGAAGAAGAACAUCCGAUUGUGGUCGUCCAAGCCCUGGAUCUCCCAGCUCAAUUCCUUCACCAGAUUCUUCUCCGACCUCCAAUCCACCGGCCUCUUACCCAACCACUCCCGCGUCCUCUGUCUCUCCGCCGGCGCAGGCCACGAGGUCAUGGCACUCCACCACAUGGGCGUCGGCGACGUGACCGGGAUCGAGAUCGUGGAAUCUCUGCCUUUGGUCAGAAAAGCCGAUCCCACUAACUUGCCCUUCUUCGACGCUGUUUUCGACUUCGCGUUCACUGCUCGUUUGUCAGAGGCUUUGUUCCCGGCGAGGUUUGUUGGGGAGAUGGAGAGGACGGUGGCCGGCGGUGGCUACUGCGUCUUGGCGGUGGAGGAGUGUGGCAAAGAGCUUGUGGAUCAAAUUGUUGGGUUAUUUCACAGGUCUAAGUUGGUUGGUGUUGGAAAUGUAACCUUGAUUGGAAUGAGAAUGACCAGAAUUAUCAUGAAAGUGGGUGAUGCAUCUUCUUCUUCUUCAUGACUCUUCUCUCAGGACUCAGGUAACUGAUCAACUCGUUAUUGAAUUGCUUCUUAUGCGUGCUCACUGUUGAAUAAAUGUACUGGACUUCAUUUUGUAUGCAUUGCAGCUUGCAAGUAUAUAGUCAAAUUUCUUCGUCAAUCUAGACAUGGCCCUGUUUCAUGCUUGUGGUUAGAAAUUUAUCAUCUUCAACUGGAGUCUGGAAUUCAAUGAUGGUAAUGCCAAACUCAUACGCUUUCCUGUAGUUGUAGGCCAAUGAUGAGUUAAUGCUCUGUGCAAGUUUGGGAAUUUGGAGCAGCUUUUUGAUAUUGAACUAUGCAUGUUUGUUUUGGAAUUCUUGCUGAAUGGUUGUGUUCUACAAGGGUAUUGAGCAAUUAAGAUUUCGUUGUUGA